Messenger RNA from Dentiscutata erythropus, 537 nucleotides. Lineage: Eukaryota; Fungi; Glomeromycota; Glomeromycetes; Diversisporales; Gigasporaceae. The record is from the annotation of a GenBank genome assembly.
AUGUCUUUAAAGCUUAAAGAGAUAUUAAUAUUUAUUAUUUUUCAGAUUCUUGCGAUAAAGUUUGAACCAUCCAUUAAAGAAACUUCACAUAAAGGGGCAGAACCAAAAUUAAAGCGUGAAAUAUAUGAAAUUAUAAGUUCCGCAAAUUUCUGGACUAACAUUCAACAUUCUGUAGAAUUAACUAAUGCUAACACUGAUAUUGAAAUAUGUGAUUCUGAUAGUGUAAAUAGUUCAAAUUCAGAAGAUGAUAAAUCUCUGAAAAAUAGAGAAAUAAUUGAACCUUCAGAAAAUAGAGAAAUAGCUGAAUAUUUAGAUGAUGAAGCGGAUAACAAGCAUAUGAACGUUGAAGAUUUUGAUGAUUAUCUACAAGAGUGGGUAGAAAUGUUAGAAGAAGAAAGACAGCGAUUUGAAGGAGAAAAUAUAGAGGAUGAAGAGGAGCUUUCUCUAGAUGAUAUAGCUCAUCCCGCAAUUGAUACUAAUGCGAAAUGGGAAUUGGCUACCCUCUUCAAGAAAUUAGACCUAAAAAAUAUUUUUUAA